This is a messenger RNA of Dromaius novaehollandiae (emu), 3214 nucleotides long. RefSeq lists its product as uncharacterized. NCBI's taxonomy places the organism in Eukaryota, Metazoa, Chordata, Aves, Casuariiformes, Dromaiidae. The transcript is spliced from 20 exons. The record is from RefSeq and is a predicted model, not a curated record. Bases 25 to 2157 code for a protein of 710 amino acids.
UGCUAUACCCAUGGAGAAAUAAGCAUGGGGCCAUCGAAUGGAGACGAGGAAGAAAAGAGUGUAAUCCUGAUCAGUGAUGAUGAAGCCGAGAACCCACUUGGGAGUUCAGUUGUGUUAGUAGACGCUCCGGAGAAGACGGUCCUGGAAGAGGAGAAAUCUGGAGAGGUUGUGGAUGAGGAAUGUGAACUAAUGGUUACUUUCUGUAAACAAGCCAAAGUUAUGCCUCAUGCAAGAUACGACUGUACAGUACAUCCAUUUGAGCGAAUGGAAUGUGAUACAUGUUCACCCCUUGGAAAAAAUGCUGAUAUUUGUAAUCAGUGCUACUGCUACAUUUGUGAUAAACUAGCUUCUGAGUGCCAGAACUGGACAACCCCUUCCCUCUGUCAUUGCAAUGCACAUAACAAAAGCAAAUUCUGGAAGGACCAGCGUGACUUUGCCUUGGCUGGUGUUCUUGUAAUGUUCAAUUUGGAGCUCACAGACAUAGAUGCAGACCUCCGGCAUGGUGGAAGUCUUCUAAUAAACUUUAUCCAUGAACUUUCUGUGGAAUAUAAUAAGUAUUUGGUUGGAGAAAGAAUGCCUCCCAAACGACACGAAUGCUUUUGUCUCCCAAAACUGCCACCUGGGCGAUGCAGUACCUGCAAAUCACGCCAUAUGGAGGUUGUAUACAAGUAUUCUGGAGUUUUUGCACUGGUAACAAGGUUUUUAAAUCAGGCAGAAAGAGAGAAUCCUAAAGCUGCUGCUGUCAUGUUUCUGGGAGCAGCUAAAGAGAUAGCACUUCAUAAAGACCCUGCUUUAAGCUGGCAGAACCUUGGUCAGACUGCUUCACUAAAGAUUGCUGUCCCUUGUCUGCUGCAAAGGAUCACAACACAACUUCAAAGGAUGCUGGUGUUAUGUGACUUCCCCAAAAGCUUGUAUGAAAAAUUUGUUAAUUUUUUUCAGUCCAUAUCACUUCCAUGUCACUGUUUUGGCUUCUCAAAUAGCUUAAAUGUUGUACCAUGGGACCAUGUAUUACUGACCACUGUUUUAAAAGGCCAGAACGUUACUGGCCAAAGAACACAGAAAGGAAGAAAAGUAUUUCUGUGGGAAACACUCCCUGUUAUACAGGCUCGCGUGGAGAAAUUGGUAGACAAAACAAACUAUAAAGAAGUUGUUCGCUACCUGAGAGCUGUGAAAUGCAAUGAUAGCCAAGGGUUAAGAGACCUUAGGGAUAAAAUCCCGUUCUAUCUGUGUAAAACUGGAGACUUCCUUGAUGCUGCACAUUCACUGUUGUUUCCAGUCGACAGCCUUGCAGGCUGUACUGCCUCCCGGAUAACACCGUUACAAUUUGAAGUCUACCUAAAGAUGUUCAGAACAGGCAGUGUCCCCAGUGGAAAGGAUUUUCAGGACUCUGGGCCUUGGGUUACAACUGGGUCUCCUUUGAAAGAUGGUGUUCUAAUUAAGCAGGCACUCAAACUGCUUUACAGGAAUCUGUUGCUAUACAGGAAUCCCAAAUGUUGGAGUUCUCUUAUCAUGAUUUUGGGCAGUAGCAGUUUGCUGGGAAGAAACGGAUACCUACAUCCCUUGUCACUGAAAGAGCCACCACUUGAAUUCCAAGAGGGGGUGCUGGCUGCCAGUAGUGGUCUUUUGGAUGAACUGAAGGCAAAAGCUAAUAUUUCUUUACCAUCUGCUAUUUUCUCUCCUCAUUUGCACCGUGAGGCUUGUCUUAUUCUCGCAGUGCAAGCAAUACAGCAGAUGCUUUUCUGUGAUCUUCCAUACUUGACUUCCUUCCUAGAGAUAGCCCUGGCAUUUGGGAAUAACUUCUGGGCUCUGAAGCUAUUAUUAGACCAUCUUUCCUAUGAAGAACAUAUUCUCCAAGGCACUGUCAACUUGAUCUUGAGAGAUCUGAAUUGUCGAAGAGCAACGAUGCUGAAACUGUGGCAAAACCUUGGUCCUCAGUAUGUGGGUGAAUUCCUGUGCCUGUUCCUGACUUGCAGACAUAAGAAGAUGCAAUCCAUUGGCCUGUUCACUCUGAGUAUUAUUACAGAGAACCUGCAUAUGUGUCCAUGGGCAAAGCAUCUUUGCAACUUCUUUCACAAUGCAGGAUUAAGGCACCUGCCUCUUGGCACCACAGCUCAUCAUGAAGUCUCCAAGUUCAUAAACAUUUUGGAAAAACUGUAACUUAGCAAAAUUUGUAAGGUUUUUUUUUAAUUUGUUUUAAUCUAAAUCUCUUCCUAGGUUCUCUUGCAUUUUGCCAUGAUUGUCGUCUCUUCCUCCCUUUAAAUACAUUCAGCUGAAGAAUUGACUUCAAAUCUAAAAAUCCUAGAUUUAGGUGAAUGGUGGCUGUAUUUCAGCAAAAGUGUUCCUGAAAUUUCCUUUCUUUCAGGUCCAUGUAUUGAGCAGUUCUUUAAGAGUUAAAGGUCAUAAAUCUAAGAAGAAUCAGCCUACAGAGAUGCUGUUUGGGAUCAGGCCAGGGGGGAACAGGGACAAAGUAGGAAGCACCACAACUCUUUGCUUCUGUUGUGUUGCCCAAAUGGGGCUCUGGGAGAGAUGUCUGCAGCAGAGCAACUGCUGAGGAAGUAGAAGUUUCCAAAGUAAUGGAAAGAGUACAACAGUAUGUGUUAAAAUGUUGUUUGCGUUCCCUCCUUUAUUGGAUAUAUAAUUAUAAAAAAACAAACCACUCUUCAAGUAGUAUCUUCAGCCUCCAUUUUUUUUUUUUAUACCUGCUUCAAGAAAUCAGAUUCAGAAAGGCCUAAUGCAGUAAAUAGCUUGUUUUAUUUGUAUAUAGAAAAUGUAGCUUUCUGGGGUUUUCAACUGUGGGACUCUGUUUUUUUACUGCAAUACUACAAUAGAUGACUGUUAGGCUGGUACUGAUGCCUCUCUUGGUUACUUAAACUGACCAUUAUAAGGAUUCAACAGUUAACUUUUGAACUGUGGAUUUAGAAAUAGAGUGUAAUCAGGCCACAACUAUCUCUCUCUCUCUUUUUUUUGGUUUUUUUUUUUUGUUUUUUUUUUGUUUUUUUUUGUUUUUUUUUGUUACACUGUGAUACCUGUCCGCAUUGGUUUAGUGGUCAGGGGAAAAAAAUACUAAUCUGUGAUGUACCAUAUUUUGCACACUUCUGGCUUGCAGUGGCUUUUGCAGCUUCUUUAUCCUGAGUCAACUAACUUAUUCCAGUUUUCUGUAAAAGUGUAGAUGUAUCUAAAACAACAAAGUGUUAAAUAAAAACUUUGUAGAAAG